AUGGCUGAUAUAAUGGUACCACUUCCUAGUUCAAUCAACGAUAUAGGUUUGACUCCACAACACACUCCAAAUGGACAACCCUUUACUAUAAAGUACAAAAACGAAGAGUAUAGAGGAAUUAGUUCCGACGCAGCUGUGACGAUUCCGGGUACUGGGAUAACUGGCAUCAAUUUACCAGUACUAUCAGCUGAAAAACAAUCGCCAGAUCUAGUUGGCAUCCAUCCAAAGUUUGAUGGAGUAUUUGGGUUUUCCUAUUCCUCGUUGUCAAAACAUCAUCCACCAGCCACUGCGAUAGAUGCUUUGUACAAAGAUGGUGUCAUUCCCAAUAACGAGAUUGGCAUUCAACUAUGUCCGUAUGAAAUGCUGCAAGAAAGUUUCAUCAAUAUAGGAAACACAGACGUAGCUGCAAAAUGCGGAACGAAUGGAAAAAGUGUUGCAUGGGUACAAUCACCAUCAGACGGUUACUUUAGUGUCAACAUCAAGAGUAUACUAGUCAAUGGCAAACAAGUGGAUCUGCCCGAGGAAUUCCAGCAAGUUGUGGAAAAUGGACGUACUCUGUAUUCAUAUCUACAUACAUGCUUUACAUAUAUACGUUUUCCUAAAACAGUCGUGGAUGUGCUGAUCAAUGCUAUUCUUGAUAAUAAUGCGAUCACUACCAAAAGUAUAUUAUUUAGAAACAAACUUGGCAAAAUAAUGAUUAAAAGCAGCUUAAAAAACAACUAUCUAAUGUUCCAAUCCGAUUAUAAUAUUGAUUUGGACAAGCUGCCGACGCUUUCAAUUGUAAUGUUUGCUCAAACCCCCGUAACUGAUGACAAUAGCAACUCCGUUGUAACGAUCAAACUGGGUCCUAGAGAUUAUAUGCAGAGAUAUGAUUCUAAAAAUUUUGUGUUUACUGUAGAAGCUGGUCCAAAUGAUAAUGCAGUUCUUGGUGCAUCAUUUAUGACCCGACUUGCAAUAACAUUUGAUUUACUAAAUAUACGCAUUGGGUUUGGUCCUGGAUGUGGAUGCGAAAUCGCGACUGACGGAUAUCCUAUUAUUUCAAACGGUUAUCAAGUGCUCUGGUCACCAUCACAAUUGAUACUGAUUAUGAAUUUGAUGCAUAGUGUUAGACUGCCUGAACAACCAAGUACUUCAGGUUCAAGUGGCACAUUUAUUCGCAGAAGGAAACCAACAACUACAACUGAUCAAGUAGCUGUACCUGAAUACACUCACCACACUGUCAAGAGUCACAAACAGACUCUCAAUAAACUCGAUUGA
Batrachochytrium dendrobatidis JAM81 is the source of this 1257-nucleotide messenger RNA. RefSeq lists its product as uncharacterized. The record is from RefSeq and is a predicted model, not a curated record. Gene Ontology annotation, biological process: proteolysis. Gene Ontology annotation, molecular function: aspartic-type endopeptidase activity. The coding region runs from base 1 to 1257 and encodes 418 amino acids. Lineage: Eukaryota; Fungi; Chytridiomycota; Chytridiomycetes; Rhizophydiales. The transcript has 3 exons.